AUGGACGCCUUAAAACUACCCUGCCCACUACAGUUGACCGGCAACGUCAGAAGGAACUGGGAUCUCUUCAAGCAAAGACUGGACCUAUUCCUGACGGCUACCUCGACAGACCAUCCCAAGACAGAAGCGGUCAAGGCGGCCAUCCUCCUCAGCGCCGCGGGUGACGAAGCGCUUGAGGUCUAUAACAACUUCACAUUCGCCGAAGGUGAGCUCAAGGAUGACUACGAGACACUAUUGCGGAAGUUUGACGCAUACUGUAUUGACCAAGGGAACGAGGUUUACGAACGUCAUGUUUUCUGUAUGCGACUUCAAGGUGAGGGAGAGCAAUUCGAGCGGUUUGCACGUGAUCUGAGAACGCAAGCCAAACUUUACAAUUUCGGGACCCUUGAAGAGUCGCUCAUUAGGGACCAGAUUGUAUUCGGGACUAAUAACAAGACUGUCCGAGAGAAAAUGUUGCGGGACAAAACCUUGACUCUACAAAAAGCCAAAAACAUGUGCGAAGCUGCUGAAGCGGCGGCACAACAAAAUGCUGCAUGGGCCACCGAGCGCAUGCAAGUGGACUACUCUCGCCGAUAUGAACACGGCAAAGAACAGAAAGGCCGGUGCAAGCACUGUGGUCGGGUGCACGCGCCAUGGCAAUGCCCAGCCUACGGAAAAACCUGCUACGCAUGUAAAAAGAAGAAUCACUUUUCAUCGUGCUGCAAGAACCCGCAAGUUCACGGCAUUCAGGAAGAUCAUGAAGAUAGCUUUGAUGUUCUUGACGUCAGCAUCUGUGGCAUAAGCACAAAACCAGGAAAAGACUGGAUAGUGCGUGGCAGGGUCUCUGGUCACGAGAUAGAACUGAAAGUAGAUACGGGUUCCCAGGCCAACUUAAUGCCGCUUAGUAUCUUUCAGCGCAUCUCGAAAGUGAACGCGUUGCGCCAGAGCGCAGCAGUGCUGACUGCCUACAACGGUUCCGAGAUCAAGCAUCUCGGUGUUGCCACUAAAGCACUAGACAUGAACGGUACAACGAGAGAUACUGCCUUCUUUAUCGUCAAGAAAGGACGCCAAGCAAUCAUUGGCCUGAGCACAUGCAUCGAGUUCGGCAUUGUCCCAGCAAAUAUCGACUCAGUCAAGCGAAGUGGUGAAGCAAGGAUAGAAACAGAAUUUGCGCCUCUGUUUCGCGGAACGGGCUGCGUGCAAAGAAAGUACAAGAUGGUCCUGCGACCAGACGCGGUUCCAGUCGUACAACCUGCUCGGAAAGUACCUUUGGCACUGAAGCAACCAUUGCGUGACGAGCUGGCACGCAUGGAGAAAGCGUCCAUCAUCGUAAAAGUUAAAGAACCCACCGAAUGGUUCGUUCCUGGAAAGGACCUGCUCCUGGCCGACAUGCUCUCCCGUGCGCCUACCCUUUCACCAAACCCGGAAGCAACGGAGGACAUCGAGGUUCAUGCAGUUCGUGUCGUCUCAUGCAUGGUAACCCCAUCGACAAAACUUCGCCUUCAGGAUAGAUAG
Messenger RNA from Dermacentor silvarum, 1494 nucleotides. RefSeq lists its product as uncharacterized. Bases 1 to 1494 code for a protein of 497 amino acids. The record is from RefSeq and is a predicted model, not a curated record. The transcript is spliced from 2 exons. NCBI's taxonomy places the organism in Eukaryota, Metazoa, Arthropoda, Arachnida, Ixodida, Ixodidae.